AUGAUGGUCGACGACAUAAGCGUAAAUCCCGAGGAACAUUAUAAACCCAAUACUACUUAUCAGUUUACAAAUAACGAAGACUUAAAUGAUUCCAGACUAGCAAAUUUAAAAGAUGCAACCAUAUACUUAAAUCAACAAUUAAAUGCUUGCGGUUAUCAUUCUCCUUUAGACUUUAAUAAUAAUGAUGAAAAAUCGGCUACCAAGAUUGUGGAAUGUAUAUCCGCCUUAUUGCAACAGCAACAAAAAGACGCUGCGUAUCGUGAAGAAAUGCACGAUCAGCAUCAAAAAUUACAAAGUGAUUAUGAAUUGUUGACAUUUACCAUAAAAACUCUAAAAACCAGAGCUGAGUUAAGCGAACGUGAAGUGGAUACUUUGAGAGCUAAAUUAAUAAAAAUGGAUGACCAAUUACAGUCUGAAUCCGAAAAACAUCGGUCAACAAAAGAUGAAUUGAUUAAAACGAAAGCUAAUUUGCAAAAUGUCAAAUCGCAAGCUAUGCAUGACAUUAGAAAACGCGAAACGGAAUACACUAGAUUUAAAGAAAAAAUGCAGAAACUUCUAAACGAUAAAUAUCAUUCCACAUGUGGACCUCAGGGUGUAAACCUACCACGAAAACAAACAAUAAAAAAUGCCCAUUAUGCUGCGCCAUUCAUUAGUUGUGACGUUGACGCGCCGAUUGUAUCCUGUGGUUUUGGUCAUAUAGAAAAAAAUUCGGAGAAAAUUAAGCAAGGCGAUGGUGAUGCUGAUGCUCAUCCGGAAUUGGCCAGUUUAAAAACUCCUGAAUCGUAUAAUUAUAGAGCCGCUCAUACUCAACUUCCAUUUGAACUUUUUGCUCAGAAUUUAGAGGAAGAGGUUAAAGAUAUUUUAUUAGCUCUUAAGUUUGAAUGGGAUAAUCGUCCUGUUGGUGUUAUCGAUGAUUUCCAACAAAAAGAUGAUGAAAUUCGACAAAAAGAUGAUGAAAUUCGACAAAAAGAUGAUGUGAUUCUACAAAAAUGUGAUAUGGUUCGGCAAAAAGAUGAUUUGAUUCGACAAAAAGAUGAGGUGAUUCGGCAAAAAGAUGAUGAAAUUCAACAGAGAGAUGAUGUGAUUCUACAAAAAUGUGAUAUGAUUCGACAAAAAGAUGAUAUGAUUCGACAAAAAGAUGAUGUGAUUCGGCAAAAAGACGAU
Cetraspora pellucida is the source of this 1164-nucleotide messenger RNA. NCBI's taxonomy places the organism in Eukaryota, Fungi, Glomeromycota, Glomeromycetes, Diversisporales, Gigasporaceae. The record is from the annotation of a GenBank genome assembly.